Messenger RNA from Monascus purpureus, 660 nucleotides. Lineage: Eukaryota; Fungi; Ascomycota; Eurotiomycetes; Eurotiales; Aspergillaceae. The record is from the annotation of a GenBank genome assembly.
AUGUCCUCUCCAGAUUGGGUUGAGUUUGGCCCCAAAUGCUCAAUCAUUAAACCCAGAUCAUUGCAGGUUGCAAUUCUACUCGAGAGACAGGAAAGAAGACGGAGCAUUAAACCAAAGGAAGAAAUCGAACAAAAUGACACCCUCGGUGAAGACCUUCACCCACUACGCCCCAAUCCUGAAGAGCACCCAGAUGUAAUAGAACCGCGCCGUGCCAGGGACGCCCUCCACCGUGAUCCUCUGGUUUGCAUCGAUGUCGGAACUGAUGAGGCUAUGCGCUCCCCAACCCUGGAUAAUGAAGUGAUUGAUGCAAUAGGCCUGCCUCCUCGACUUCUCAAAGUUAUGCUUGAUAUGUUUCCCUAUAAUAAGGAUGUGGAAGCCAGGUAUCGCGGUGUUGAUGGGACCAAGGUGCCAAAGGACCAGUGGAUGAACCCAGACCCAUCACCGAUACGGAAGCCUCUGGCCCCUGAGGUCAAAGAGAGGGAGAAGAAGUGGUAUGAGGAGCACCGGGAGCUCAUUGACUGGCGUCCAUUCACUUGCUACAUUCACCUCGCUCACUCUCUCGACUCAGAGCAAAGAUCUACAGAGAUCCAGGACAGCAACCGGCUUCUACCAAAGAGGAUACGCCAUAGGUCAGAAUAUGGGAAUCUCUGGAAGCACUAG